This is a messenger RNA of Homarus americanus (American lobster), 408 nucleotides long. RefSeq lists its product as uncharacterized. The transcript has a single exon. The record is from RefSeq and is a predicted model, not a curated record. Lineage: Eukaryota; Metazoa; Arthropoda; Malacostraca; Decapoda; Nephropidae. Bases 1 to 408 code for a protein of 135 amino acids.
AUGUUUACCUAUCUGUCUGUCAGUCUGCCGUCAACCACCCAGAACGUCAGCCAGUCAGAGCGUCAGCCAUUCAGAUCAUCAGCCAGUCAGAGCGUCAGUCACUCAGGUCGUCAGCCACUCAAACCGUCAGACACCGAGACCGUCAGACACCCAGAUCGUCAGUCACUCAGAUCGCCAGUCAUUCAGUACACCAAUCACUCAGAUCGUCAACCACUUAGACCGUCGGCCAAUCAGAGCACCAAUCACUCAAAUCAUCAACCACUUAGACCGUCAGUCAAUCAGAUCAUCAACCCCUCAUACCAUCAACCACUUAGACCUUCAGCCAAUCAGAGCACCAAUCACUCAGAUCUUCAACCACUUCGACCGUCAGCCAAUCAGAACAUCAACCACCCAGAUAAUCAGCUGUAA